AUUGUAUAAAAGCUGCAUAUCCCUUUUGUCAGUUCCAGCAAGACCUCAGGACUUCGAUAGAGGGCUGACAGGCGGUGCUCGGUUGGCAGGUGCUUCUAUGUCAAAGACUGGUGUUUCUGAGGAACAGCUUACAAAGUAAUGCCUCUCUCUAGGCUACUGGAUAAUGGAUUUCACUGCAGAUUUACACCGAAUGAAUCAGACGCAGGACACAUGUACGCCAGCAACAUUAGCGCAGCUACCCCCUUAAAGGUGUUUUAAUCAGUUUUCUUACAUCUUCUAGCACUAACAACAUUAUCACUGUCCCCAUUGAAAUUCAUUUUCUUAGAUCUUGCUAUUAUACCGACAUUUGCAGUCAGCUGUGUUUAAUCUCAGUCGUGUUGUGGCAAGUAUAGACCGUGGAUGUAUUCCAAUGUUUCUGCAUGCAUGGACUCAGGGUUCUGCGUGAGUCCUUCGCGCUGCACUCAAAAAAAAAAACUCCAACUCCCAGAAUGCACCCCACAAAAACUACGGAGUCCCGGAUGCUGUUGACAGGCAAGCCCGUCCCGUGGUAGGUAAGCAGCUAGCAUAGGCAAAGCAGCUGGGGUGGGCAGAUACCAGAAGACUAGGAGGGCAGUAUUCACUGGUGAAAACGUAUUCCACUGCAUCUCGCCCUUCUCCUUUCUUUCUUCCUCUCAAUUCGCUACGGAUCUAUAACCGAUAAUCGUGCACCUUGAAGAGCGAAGAGCUUUGCGUGUCGCGUUUCUUUUUUCUUGGCGUUUUUUUGUUUCUUGUGUGUUGAGCCAAGCUGCGGUUUGGUUUUUUUUUUUUUAUUGAGACACGGACAAGAGGAGAGAAGAGAGAGGAGAGAGCGCUAUGCACUCGGGCUGACAUGUAAAAUGCUGUCUGUUAAGGUCGUUCGUGCAGCAGAUGGUUCGAUGAAUCCGAGUGGAAAAGAGGAGAUUCAGAAUAUCGCUCGGACCGAGCCUCAGCAAGAAGGGCAGGUCGGCAGCGACGACGCCGUUAAUUCACCGCAGCCCGAUGCUGGCUGCAGGCCGGUCCCAGUUGGGGGUGUGUUGAAUGGGGUAUUCCCGGCAGAGCAGCCCACUUCCCCCUGUGUGAUUCUGAGAGAGGAGGAGGAGGAGGAGGAGGUGGAGAAGGGUGCCGGGACUGGAUAUCAGCGCAGAGAGCUCGCCCGAGUCCGGGACAUCAGGUGCAAUGGGAGGACAGGCACAGGGGAAGAUCCCUGCAUCAGCUUUCUGGACUCCCAAGCCAUGAAGAAGGACAGAAAGCCACAAACCAGGGCGUGCACCCCCCUCCCCAGGGCAUGCACCCCCCUCCCCAGCCUGGAGCGGAGCCCCGAGGGGGGAUGCAACUCCCUCGACCCACCAAAGAGUCCCGAGCUGGCCUGCCAGGGAAGCUGGACCAACCAGCAGUCUCUGCUCCCUCCAGAGGGGUGCAACGGAGACCCCUGCCCCUUACCCUUGCCCUCUAGCCCCCUGGGAAUGCCUGACAGCCCCGACCCCUGCCUGUUGUACGGGAUUAAACAACCCCCAGCUAGGGGGCACCCCUCUUCUUUAGAUCAGCUGGAAGCAUUUGUGGAAACCCAGGAGACAGUGGAGGUGCUGGAAGAGAAUCAGGACAGAGAGCUAAAGAGCUUCCACAGCUCGGCUCUGCUCUCCUCGGGCAGGAGCAGCAUGGACAGCAUCCUGACACUGCUGCAGAGGAAGUGCGGGAACGGGAGAAUCAACCUGUGCCCUGUGGUGCAGCUCAUAGACAUCACCAAGGACCUGGGCAGGCUCUCCAGGGGCCUGCAGACCAGCAGCGUGAGACUGGACUGCGGGGGCUGGAGCGAGGGGGGCAGCGGUGGGGAGGAGCUGCUGGGAGAGAGUGGAGGGGAGAGCACAGAACUGCUCUACAGCUUCCACUCCACACCCUCACUGGCCAACGGCAUCCGCAGCCCUGGGGAGAGGCUGCACAAGAGACCCAGGAUCGGGCCCAAAGGACGGAGGCAGCACCUGCUUCAAUGGCAGCUUGAACUCCAGAAGCCAACUGAGAUAGAACGACCCCCGCAGAGCGAGGGACCCAAGACGUCCCCAGAACCAGAACCAGAACCAGAGCCAGAAGCAGAGCCAGCAAGGGUAGCACAUGAUCCUUCCCCGGUCCGUUUAGAAGUGCCCAGUGAGAUCCAAGCCCCUCCUGAGCCUCUCCCGUACAAGUUGCCCCUUUCCCCAGCCACCAGCCAGCAGGUCACCCCAGAAUGCCAUCCCAAUACUGCCGUUACCACCACACCUAGCACUGCUGCCCCUGCAGAAACAGUCAGCACCCCCCCAGAGAGCCAGCAGAGCUCCACAGAGAGGGGGCAGAAUCCCUCCGCCUCGACCCCCGACCGAGAGAGGAAGUACGCGCUCAGGAGCUCAGACAGGCCAAAGAUCCCGUGCCAUCUGAGGAAGUCUUCACGGCUGAGACGGGCAUUGGAAGAGGUUCACAAGGACAUUAAGGAGACAACCCCCAAAGAGGAGACUGUAGAAAUGCCAGAAAAGACUCCCAAACCCAAGGAGGUUGAAGCAGCAGGAGAAAAGGAGGAGGUGUGCGAGGAGAAAAAGCCCCCAGGAUUGGAAAGCUUUGAGGCUCUCCCCAGGUUUCCUACGUUGAGUGAAGGGUCUGUGAGGGAAGGGUCCUCGACUACCCGAGGCAGGCGGAAAGGAAAGUGCGUGGGCAUCCGGAAGAUUGUGGUGAAGGUCGCCCGCAUCCCAGUGAACAUGAGCCGGCGCCACAAGAGCUACAAGAUCUCUUCCAUGGAGACCCCCGCGCAGCAGGACAGGGCUGGGGAAACAGAGGGCGGGGAGGGACCCCAGCGGGAGCCCACAGCGUUACUGAAAAUGAAAAACAAUGGCAAGAAUGUGAUGGUGAUGUUCCCCCCAGGGAAGCUGCCAGUGAUCCUGAAGAGGCGGCGUGGGCGUCCACCCAAACAGGUUCCGCCCGGGCAGUCGGACCCCAAAGAGGUCAAGACAGAGGAGGGGAAGAAGCCACGGCGUCGCCGCAGGGUCAAGCUGCCCUCUCCUCAGCCCUCCUAUGCAAAUGACACCAACGACGCCAAGACCGACUACGGAGAUGUCCUCUCCAAACUGGCCUUCCUCAACCGGGAGCCGCCCACCACCGGCCGCUGCUCCCCUCCCCGCUGCUCCACCCCCAGCGAGCCGGAGACCCUUCAGCAGCCUCUCGACACCCCCAACAUCUCCUCCCUGCUGCAGAGGCUGCAAGGCUUCCGUCGGCGAGGAGGCAGGGCGGGUUGCAUGGGAGGAAGAGGGGGGCUGGCUGGGUCUGCCGAGUCCUUCAAGAGAUCUUUCAGUGACUUCUUCGAGACUAUUGGGAAAAAGCGGAAAACGCCGACCUCCGACCCUGAUCACCCCCGCAAGAGGGGCAAGGCUGCGCUGGGGGACCCCAGCAGCAUUCCUUCAGCUGAGAAAGUGUUUCGCAAGAGACGCCCUCGAAAGAACGGAGUCCUGAAGGAGCCUGGAGCACACCAGGAUUCGGAGUGGGCCAGCGGGAAUGGCUGGGCUUCCAGAACAGAUGGGCGGCCAAGCCAAGCAGACUUCGGAUACCAAAAAGUGGCUUUGCCUCGGGGCUUUGCGCCAUGCGAUCCUGGGAAAGUAGGCUACUACCCGUCUCAAGCUCAAGGCAACCCCGAAUCUCAAGGGCUGUGCGCCGGGUAUUUCCGCUCCCUCCUGGACUCCGAUGACUCUUCCGACUUGUUGGAUUGCUCUUUGUCUUCAUCGUCAGGAGCAUCGGGACGCGCUGAAUCCCGCAAGGUUCCCAGGUGUUAUGAAGCUGGGAACCCCACACAGACCCAGCGGUGGUGUCCUGGCUACCCCAAGAGGGGCCCCAAAGCCAGCCCAUCAAACUGUGAAGGCCCCUCCCAGACCUCCAACCCGCCAAGGCCUCCCUAUUCACAUGGUGGCAACUACAAUCUCUCUCAGACCUCGCCUACGUCCUUCCAGAAGCUCGUUCCACCACUCUCCCUCUCCAGGUCCCCCAGCUCCCCACACCCUUCUGGAAGUUUCCCCCAGUACAGUGGCUAUGGCUCUGGGUCCCAGUCUAAUCUCCAGCCAUUGAAGCAGUAUGAGGGCCAGAGGACAGCUGACUGCAGCUUCCCAUACGCUGGCAGUGGCAACAGCAAGGCACUCCAGGCAUCCCCAAGCAGCUCUUCUCAUGUCGGCUACUCCGGCCACCAAGGCACCAAUCCUUUGGGCAAGUCCUUGUAUGGUGGCUUCCCAAGCCCUGGGGCAGCAUCUCCUGGUAGCUUCAUGCUGACGAAGAACACAGCCAACUCCUUCCCCUUGUCUCCCGAAAGCUGCAGGCAGUACUCCCAGUGGGGGCACCGGCCCAGCUACCCAGGGAGUGGGAACACGGAGGCUUUCGGGCUGCAGUACCUCAGUUCUUUCGACUACAGCGCCUGCACCGAGCCCAAAGACAUCCUGGAUAUCUCCAACUACACGCCUCAGAAGGCCAAGCAGCGCUCCUUCUCAGAGACCUUCUCAGAGUCCUCUUCGGACAGCUCUCACUUUGGGCAGCCGGGGGCGGCUGGGUCUUGCAAGCUGCAGGACCACCCUGCCUCUGGCGAGGGACAGUCCAGCCUGUCCAGCCUGGAGAAGCUGAUGAUGGACUGGAAUGAGAGCUCCUCAGGCCCCUCCUACAGCUGGAACCAGAGCGUCCUCUUCCAGGGGGGUUCCAAACCUGGGCGGGGGAGGCGGAAAAGGACUGAUGCCCAGGGAGAGAGCUGCCUUCUGGGCUUCCCACCAGUCUCCACUCCCUCCAGCUCAUCUUCUCCCAUUCCUGGCACCAAAAGGAGCGCCACUGGGGCCAGGCAGCCCAGGGGGUCUCGUGGAGCCUUCCCUUCCUGCAGACGGGACCGUGCCGCUCUGGUGAAGCCCAAGGCUCAGAAACCAGCCGCCCAGGCUUCAGCAAUGCCCCUCUACCAGGACAGCCCAAACCUCGUGGUGGACUAUUACAGUGGAGACAGCAGUAGCAUGUCCCCUCUGUCCUCGCAGUCCCAAAGCAUGGGCCUGGGGGAGAGGGAGCAGUGCGGAUACUCCAGCCCCUACUCAGUCAACCCCCCCACCCCCUCCUCCUCAGAGGACAAGUUUCUGCAGAUGUUCCACAGCGAGGCCGCCUGUCUCUCCCCGGUCAUGGGCUUACAGCCCGACCCCAAGCCCUUCCAUGCAGCCCCUACCAAACCUCUGCACCCGUACGCAGGGCCUCCAAAGGCCUUUUCCCCCAGCUGCUCCCCAACCUUAGCCUUCAACAAGGACAACCCCCUGCCCUGUGACUUCCGAAGGCUCCUGCCUUGCGCUGCUCAGAGUCCCCACCGAGCCAGCAAGGACCUCCCUGGAUCCCAGUAUGACUCCCCCACCUACAGCAGCUCCUCUUACUGGUACCAGCAGCCAAGCGACUCCUUGUCCGGCAGCCCACACCACUACGACAAGCGGGAGGAGUUUGUGGAACGGACCGGUGCAGCGGGUAGCCCGCAGAUCCUCAAUCCCAUCUCCCUGGGCAGGACAGAGAAAGAGAAGGAGGUUGAGAACGAGGCCCUGGAGAUGGGGAGGCCACACAGGCCAGCUGCUGCUGCCACCACCCACUCCUCCUCUUCUUAUCCCCCCGCUCUGGAACUGAACUCCCAUCCGUCUGCUAGUGAGCCCGGCUUCCACCUGCCGCCGGAGAGUUUCCAGCACCGCUACCCCCCCCUCCAGAGCCAGGGACAGACCGGCCUGUGGCCCCCCCCUCACAGAGAGGUCCUCAGCCACCUGCUGGACCAGCACACGGAGGACUUGUUCACUGUCACCAGCCUAUAGGGACUGGGGAGGGAGGGUGGCACCGCUGCAGGGAAGCCAAGGCUUUGUUUAUAGGUAUGAGAAUCACCUGGCCGUGCGCGCGAGAGCUGCACUGCUGAGCUUUCACUGUCCAGGUCUCAGAAAGAUGAACUAUAGAAAGGGUCUAUUCAAUGGAUAUGUAAAGUGACGGAUCUAAAUGACCACCUUUAAAUCAUUACAAGGGGGCUUUGUGAGAAUCUCCAACAGUGUGCGAGUGUCUCUAGUGUUUUUUUUUUUUUUUUAUUGUAUUUAAAAGUUAUUGAAAUGUGAGGUUUGUUCAAAUGUAAUAUAUAAACAGUGGCAUUUCUUUUAGACCCCUCACUGGUAAGAUCACUUGUAUAGACCCCAAACUGUUUAACUAUACAGGAAGAAAGAUAACCUGUAAGAUCAUGUGCUAGCGAGUUAAGAAGCACGAUGAUGUUUGCUGUUGAAUUAUUCGGGGUGUUUUUGGUGCUGUGUUGUUUCUUGCCUGUAGGAUAAAUCAGAACGGUAUCCUUGUAAUCCACAGCCCUGGACCUGGGACGCUGCUGGAGUGCAGUGCAGAUAUUGGUGAAUCUAAAUCCGGGUUCCUGUGAACUCUAUAGCAAAUUCAUCAUAGCAAACAGAACCAUUCCACGACUCUUCAUAAUUUUACACUUCCGUUAGCAACUGUGCACACAGCUUUGAAAGACCCACAUGUUGUAGCAAACGUGUAUUUUAAUUUUAAAACAUGAUCUCUGGUUACUUUAGGCUGAAGGAAGCUGUGUUUCUGGCUCUUUUUCUUGGGUAUCUGUUUGCCCUCCCCAGGUCAUUUCCCCUCAGCAGUGUCUCCUGGGUCAUGUUACUGGCUGUCAUGUCAGUCAAUAGGGGAAGCAGCCGAUUCUUACACAGCUCUGGCCAAACGUUUUGCAUCACCCAAAGAAUGAACUAAUUUCGCUUCAUAAAGUCAAAUGAAACCAGCUGAAUAAUGUUACCUUAACAUAUUGAAUUACACACCGCUUUGUGAUUUUCCAUAUACUUCACGAUGAACUGGCAAAAAUAGAAAAAUGCAACAUUUCGAAAUCUAACAUGAAAUAGUGCACUACUAUUAUGGCUUCCGGUAGACAUUUGCAAUAUCAUUCUGUAGUUUCUUUGAUUACAUUCUGUUAAAUAAAAGAUCUAAAUUAUAGUCGUAUAGUUUUUUUUUUUUUUUAAAUUACAAUCCUAAAGUUGUAGGUGAUGCAAACUGUUUGUCCACAGCUGUAGACAGGAACAAUGGCAGUGAAGAGGCGGGGACAGUUUCACUCUGCACGUGAAAUGACCCACAAACUACAAGACAGUCAAAAAGCAUGGCUUUCACCAAGAGUUUAUCCCAAACAUCAUGUCUGAAAUGGAAACCCAUGCUUGUGUGACAGGUGUUUAAUUCCUCUGCCAUGCAGAUCUAUUUUUCUGAACUAUGUUGUGAGCUGCAGGGGGUGAUUCACUGCCCCCCUUGUUAACAGUGUCACGUUUAGUACGAAUCAGAUCUUAUGGUAAUAAACAGCAGACUGAAGUGGUUCAGAUUGAUGCAAAGUAGGGAAAUGACCAGUUGCAAAUAUUUGCAUUUAAGCAGCCGUGCAGAAUGGAAGCCCAGUGUUCAAACAAGCGCUUCGAUAAAGGUUAUAAAAGGGUUUGCUGCACAGUGUGAUAAUUCUCUGUCAUUCUUUACCGUUCCUUUCAAUCACUGUUCGCCCUGCUUUCUAACAACUGCAGCAAGCAGAUCUUCUCAAAAGAUCGUGAGGUGGGGAAGCAUAAUAGCGCUGCGCUGAAGCCCAUACGUGAGGGCCACUGUCCCUCCUGGUUUUUGUUCCAACUGUACCCUAAAUUAAUUAAUUGGACCAAUUAAGCUUCUAAUAAGUAAUUUAGGGUACAGUUGGCUGUACACUAAUUUCAUUUUUUUUGUAUGGGGGGAGUUUUAUCGUUUUUUAUCAGUUAAAAACGAAAAUCAGAAGCCCUAAAUAUAAUGAAGUGCUUUAAACCUGAAAGAGCGUCCUCUGAUUAGUAACUGAGGGUACUGGUGGAAUAAGACCAUCCCUGUUCCUAAUAAAUUGGCCACUCGGAGAAGAUCACGCAGAUUGAAAUACAGGUGCUCCUGUCUACUGGGUCCCUAGAAUGGAAUCUGACAUGGGAUACAUUGUUGUUAUUGUUCAGUGGGAUCACAUGAGUGGGAUGACAUGCUUACUGGGACUGGUCUCCAAUGUGUCUUUGCUUCCAGUCCAAUCCAGUGGCGUGCUGCUGAAAUUCAGCACGGAGCUGCGUGUUGGGAGUUCAGACAAUACUGCCAUCUAUACGUGUUUUAAAACCAUUUAAAAUGUCUGAAAUCAUUUCACAUUUCUAUUGUUGUUUUGAUUUGGACUCCAAAAAAGAAUCCUUGAAUUAAUGGAUUUAAUAUAAAACAUGUACAAAUGUUAUUGCUAUUUAUUGUACAAGUGUACUUGUGGUAUAAGAGAAUUCUGAAUGAUACUUAAGCUCUUAAGUGAUAAUAUCGCUGAUGAUUGGUUAACACUGUAAAACCACAUGAAUGCAGUGACAAAUAAACAAUUACUAGCAAUUACUAAAAAAAAAAGCUGCUCCCCAAGUUUGCAUUUUUACAAUGCCAUCUGGAGAUGGAAGCUGCAUGGCUGCCCACCAGACUGAUUCCUGGUCCCAGGUUACAGCGAGUGUUUCAAAGACAUUCGUGACGAGCUCUAGAGAUAAUGAGUGAAACACUCCUGGGGUUCAGUCCCUCCCCAGCCAUGAAGACCAAGCUCCCUUCUAAACACAUUCUUUAAAAAAAAAUGAUAUAUAUAUAUAGAUAAUGUUGCUAGUGCAAAUAAGAGGUAAGAAAUUGAUUUUAAAUCCCAAUAAUAAAACAAACUAAGACAUCUUUUUGAAAUAUAUGUAAUUUUAGCUCAGCACAUUUUGGACUUCUUUAAAGCUGUAGCCCACAAUUAAACACGGCACAGACAGCAGACUCCAAUGCAUUUCUGUAUCUCUCUCUCUCUUGCAGGUGUAAUUUAUCUUUUGCUUUUUUUUACUUGUUUUUUGUUUUAUUUAAGCCUGACGGAGGUUAUUACAUUUGUGGGAGUUUUUUUGUUUCUGUUUUUUUUAAUAACGAAAGGAAACUUGAACUUUGUCAAAGAACACGCAUCUCGGACGGUCCCUAGCAGAGACAAUCAAACAGAAAACAAAACAAGAAGUGACGGGGUGGACUGGAACGCAGUGCAGGCAGCUAAAGUACCUUGGAUUGGAUCGCAGUGGAAAGACAAGAGGUUCAGGGAAUUUCAAAACCACAAUCCUCUGGGCUCUCUUCUUCUCUCCUGAGUGAUUCAGCACAGCAGGUCCACCGUUCACAGGGAGCUGUGCAGCACUCACUGUCUCCUCUGAAGAGUCGGAACACCGCGGAGCAGCGGCCCUACAGCCCCUUCCUCCUCCUCCUCCUCCUCUGUCUGUAUGCCCUGUGACAGCGGAUGCUGCUGUUGUACACAUACAGAGUUGUGGACUACGGUUCAUGUCAUACCAGCAUAUGUAAAUAUACUUUAAAAAAUGACAAGAAAUGGUUAUUAUAAAUAUGCACUGAAAUGUUUAUUUACGUGACAAAAGCAAAUCUAUGGAAAGGGUUAUUCUUGAUGUAUUUAUUGUACAGCUGGUUUUCUUUGAGACUGUGUAUUGCAUAUUGCAUUCUGUUCAUCAGGUGGACUUUUGUGAUGUGAUUUUUAUGGCAUGUUUUGUUUUUAUUUUUUAUUUUUCAAACAAACAAAAAGAAAAAAAAACGAAUGCCGUGCGCACCCCAAAGAAAUGGAUUUCUGUGUUUGUUUUGUUCUUGUUUUGAGAUGGAUUUCACUUGCAGAGUGGACACUUUCCUCUCCUGCGGUCUCUGUUUCAUGGUCUGAACAGCGCUGGCUCUCCAUACAGCAGCCCCUUGAACUCUGUGUCAAACCUGCUCAUUUACUGACUGUGCUUAACUUGGAACGGGCUUCAAGGGUGUGUUAACUAUUCCGGCUGUUUGGAUUCACUUUGUAUCAUUUUCUGUUUCCGUUGUCAAACCCUGCUAACAUUUGUGAAGCCCCCUGUGGCCUCUAUAGAGCUCUCCGAAUCCAGUCUAACCUCCAAGUGCAGCCACGAGCCUGGCCCUGCAACACGCUGAUGUAAGGAAUACAGCAGUAAGAAAUAUCACAGAACAGAUGUGAUGUUUCUUCCAUCCUCUAGGGAAGGGUGUUGCAGGGGGGCAGGUUACCAGAUGUACUUGGAGAUUAGACAUGAUUCUGAGAGAUGGGCUUUAAUUAAACUGUUUCGUUUUAAAAAUGUACCAGAAAAUGCUCCAAAGGGAAUGAACAGGAAUGCAUUAGUGAAGGUAACUGUAUCUCUUACCCAUAUUGAGUCACUCUUUAAAAGUACAAACCAGGGCUCCCGAGUGGUGCAUCCAGUAAAGGUGCUCCUCGUGGAGUGCAGGAUGCGCCCUAUAGCCUGGACGUCGCUGGUUCGAGUCCAGGUUAUUUCUUUGCCGACCGAGGACGGGAGCUCCCAGGGGGUGUCGCUGAAUUGGCCGAGCGCCACCCGGGGGGGGGGGGGGGGGUUAGGUCGGCCAGGGUAUCCUCAGUUCACCAUGCACCAGCGACCACUGUGGUCUGGCCGGGGGUGGUAGCGGUGAGCUGAGCCUAAAAAUAACUGGCUUUUCUAAAUUGGGAGAAAAUUAUAAAAAAAAAAAAAAUUGGCGACUACUAAAUUUAAAAAUAAAUAAAUAAAAGUACAAACCAAGAUAGUCACUUUGGAAAGCUUGAAAAGUCCCUGUUUGUACCCCACUCGAUGGAACCUGGUUUAGGGUUACAAACUGAGGAGUGUUUUUUCCAAGGCAGUGUUUAACCUUCAAAGAGUCCUUAACAAAAAACCCUUAAUAAAGUCCUUAAAGAGUUAUAUGAAAAGGGCCCAUCCAUUCAUUACAGCCCCUCAAAUGCCCAAUGUGUUGAACUCUGCUGCAUCUUUCGAAGCGUUCUUCUGGGUGUAAUGAUUUCAACACAAACCCAGUGGAAAUGCUCUGCCAUGGAGCAGGUCGUUAGUUUGAGUGCGUCGUCGUGGAGAUCCCUCACUGUUUUGAGCAUUGUCACAGCGCCCCCUGUCUGUUGUAUGAAGCAGUUCUUUGCUUUCUCAGUAGAGUUGAAAAGCUCAGAGUCAGAUUUUGGUCGACCUUCUCUUUCUUUCUGAACUCUCAAUGUAUCGUACAGUGAUUUGUGUGAUGGGAUAUUGUAUUGUCUGUUACAUAUCAUAACCUGUCGUGCAUAUAUUUAAAUACACAUCCAAUUCAGACCAUUGCUAAA
Messenger RNA from Acipenser ruthenus (sterlet), 11137 nucleotides. Its product is annotated as transcription factor Gibbin-like. The transcript is spliced from 5 exons. The record is from RefSeq and is a predicted model, not a curated record. Bases 876 to 5828 code for a protein of 1650 amino acids. NCBI's taxonomy places the organism in Eukaryota, Metazoa, Chordata, Actinopteri, Acipenseriformes, Acipenseridae.